AUGCAGCAGGCCAUGGAAAGCAGCAAGCCGCAGCAGCGCGGAGCCCUCCGGCCGGAGCACGAGGUCAAGUACGGCGUGUCCGUGACGAGCCGCAGCGCAGCGACCGGCGACGCGCUCCAGGCCACCUGCCUCUUUUGCGUGCACUUUGGCCGGCAGAUUCGGUCCGAGCGCGCGCGCAGCAUUGCGACGCAGGUCAAGGUCUACGAGCCGCCGUUCCGCACCGACAACUUUGUGCAGCACAAUCGACUGCACCACUGGGACCACUGGAUCGCAUACAGUGCGCGGGACCCGGACGCGAAGCUCGUCUACUUCCCGGCGGCGCCGAUCCCGUCAACGAUGCAGAUCGCCGUGGCGCCCAAGCGGCGGUCGACCGCCAAGCGCCCUGCGUUGCCCGAGCCCGAGCCU
This is a messenger RNA of Saprolegnia parasitica CBS 223.65, 405 nucleotides long. RefSeq lists its product as hypothetical. The annotation marks the transcript as partial. The transcript has a single exon. The record is from RefSeq and is a predicted model, not a curated record. Lineage: Eukaryota; Oomycota; Saprolegniomycetes; Saprolegniales; Saprolegniaceae.